AUGCCCUCGCUCUUAUCGGCGGAUGCGCGCAGCUGGCAUGCGGCUAUUCGCAUCGAGUGCUUCAAGGGCUUCUACAGGAGUCUGAAUGCUUCCGCACGCCGCCUACCUCCUCCUCUUUUAAGCAUCGUGGUGGCUCCCAACUUCCACAUCUUGCACAUCUCCAUCAACAACAGAGCACCAAAGAACUUUCUUCUCUACUCCACAUCAAGCAGAUGGAAGAGCCAGAAUCUUCUCAUCGUCGUUGCCAUGUUUCGUCGUCUGUGGUCCGGUCUCCCAAAGGAUGCCUCUUUUCCGACCGAUCUCAAAGGACUCGGAUACUUUGUCAACGAUCAAGAUGAAAUCAGGUCCAUCGAGGAUCCUGAUAACUACUUCAGAUUCUUUAUUGAUAAAAACCCUCGGAUUUGCGCUCGUCAGCGAUUCGCAUUCAACCAUGCCAUGGAAUCUGUAAUCCACGAACGUCUAGAGAAAGAAGGCCUUCAGAAACUCCUCCUCCCUCUAGGAACAUCCAUCACCGAGCCUCACAUGCCCAUCUUUGUCACCCCAAACCUAGAUACGAAACCUCGCAUCGUCGUCAUAUUCGGUGAAGCUACGCAAGAACUAGGUCUCGUGGCCGGUCGUGUCGCCAAUGGAGCUGGAGGCAUCAAUGAAGGAAGCAUGGUCUCUGUGGUUCGUGCUCUAGCAUCGCAGCGUUCGUCUCCGGAUGAUGCCUCUCCGCCAGGUAUCGUGCUGGCAAACAUGGGUGAGACGUACUUCUGGCCUCAGGGAAACCGUGCGAUUACGGUUCUUGCGAGCUCGUUUCUGCCGCUGCCUAGCCUGCUGCAUAAAGGCGUACGACAUGUGCCGGCGCUCAACGACAUUCCCGGCAAUGAGGGUCCGGUGCAGCAUGUCAAGUACAUAUUCGGCGAGGUGCUUCGCUCCAUGGCAAAUGACAAGGCAUUGUUGGAUGUUAUAGCCAUUGGAGAUAGCUGUGAAAUCGUCGAAAAGGUCUUGGAUGGCCAAGAAGCCUGGGAUACUUGGGGCAAGAGACUUAAUUCCAUGACCCUGUUGGGCCCGCGAGCCCGUGGCUAUCUCGUUUGUCCAGAAUCCCUCGGUACUCCUCUGGCUCCCCCUGAAGGUAAUUCAGAGCUUAGCAUUCCGCCCCUGGGAUUUCCGUGCAUCUCUUCGUCCGAGCCAAUGCAUGCCGAGACUAUUCUUAUUCGAGCGCGAUCUCAUAUCUUUGCGCAUAUUCAAGAAGUAGCUAUGGAUGUGGGCUAUGAGAAUCCAGCCAUCACACCAGUGGAUUGUCCACCACCGGCUAUGACUGAGCAGCACUGGGAUGAUUUGCCCGAGGAGGAUAAACCUGAGGUGACCAAGCUUGACCCGGCAGAGUUCAAGGCGCAGGUGAAGCAGGCUAAGCGCUGGAGAAAGUUUCAGGAGACCGGAAAGGCACCGGAUACUGAUUCGGAGUCGGAGUCGGAGGACUAA
Molecule: messenger RNA, 1464 nt
Organism: Trichoderma aggressivum f. europaeum
Lineage: Eukaryota; Fungi; Ascomycota; Sordariomycetes; Hypocreales; Hypocreaceae
Exons: 5
Coding region: 1-1464 (487 amino acids)
Biological process (GO): regulatory ncRNA-mediated heterochromatin formation
Cellular component (GO): nucleus
Molecular function (GO): siRNA binding
Source: RefSeq, a predicted model, not a curated record